Messenger RNA from Recurvomyces mirabilis, 2298 nucleotides. RefSeq lists its product as uncharacterized. Bases 1 to 2298 code for a protein of 765 amino acids. The transcript is spliced from 6 exons. The record is from RefSeq and is a predicted model, not a curated record. Lineage: Eukaryota; Fungi; Ascomycota; Dothideomycetes; Mycosphaerellales; Teratosphaeriaceae.
AUGACUCGGAUAUGGCCGGUCGUCGGGAAACAGCUACUAUUUGCACUGAAGACAGCACUCUACAUGAAGGAGGGUUCGAAAUCAGUGGAGCCACCACCGACGCCAAUUAAUAACGCCAGCCUCCGACUUAAGUCUCGGGACGACCAAUUGGAGGCCACAAUUCAUGGCUCGCCCACAUCACAGCUACAAAUCGCAGAAGCAUUAGUCUGGCUGGGAGCAGUAUGUCGAGCGUCAUCUCAUGCUUCGAGGACAGCAUGCUGUUCAGCUGAGCUGGCAGUAUCCGGCGAGAGUGCUGCUAUGAAGGUGUCGUACUGGUACACGCUCCGCGACGUACCUCCUCCAGCUUGCGAAAAGCAGUCCGGGCCUUUGUCGAGAAAUCCAGCAAAUACCACGAAAGCGCCUGGCAUAGAUGAUCGGCACGCCUCAGCCUUAUGCUGGCUGUCGCUAGUCCGCAAUCCCAACGUAGCCCUCGGGUACCUAGUCGCACGGCGCAAGAACAAGGAGCGCGGUCUUGAAAUCCCGCUUGCAAUAUUGAUCACACUAUCCACAGCCAACCGCGCUGCCAUCUUCAACUGCGUCACUGUCAUCAAAAGCUUCGGCUCACUGCUGGUCGCCACUCGCCAGGUGGAUGGCUCAGCUUGCUGGCACUACAUCUUGGACGAUCCACUGAGACCUGUGUCCUACGCCAAAGCUCCAGGGUGCACGACGGAAGAUACUAGGGGAGUUUUCGAAACUCUCCAGGAUUCUCGACAUUUUGUUGGGUGGUCCGAAGUCACCACAACAUCUAUAGGGACCAAGGAUUGCAACUACGACAUCGGUCACACUGGGAUCAAUCACUCCCAGGCUGGACUCGGUUUCGAUGGGGUUACGGUUAGCGCAAACAAGUAUAUCUCGGUGGCCACAAAGAUAGUACCGGGCAUCAAAGACACUGUGCUAUUCCAUAAAGUGCCAGACAAUUACAGGAUGCAGCUCAAAUCGGCAGAAACCAUGCGCGUGGUCCUCUACGACCCGAGCGUACCUCUCUUCACACCACGAGACAUCCGCCGAGCACCGCAGAUCAUUGAGACUGUGGACAAUAUCGCUUCCGGUGUCCUUCUUGAACCCGGGAACAGGACGUUGAAUUUAGAUCAGGAUGACGACUGCCCAGAGUCGGACCAGAGAGCAGGAAGCAAUAAUCAAGCCUCGAGCAAUGCAAUGCCCUAUCAACACCUUGUGGUGCACUUCUACGAGCUUCUAGCCGAGAUACAAGGGCAUUUCGAUCUUAUGCACAGGUCGCAGAAGCUGAACAUAGGGCUGAUUCGCAACUGGGGGGUAAACACUCUUGAGGGUGUCGACUUUGCUGACCUCAUGAAACUGCACACAGUCAUGGAGCCACGCACCAUUGCGUUUCAAGAGUCGGCGAAGAUGUGGCUUCCGAUGACUGAACACAUGAGUGCAAUGCAACACUUCGGCUCGGGAUUUGGCGAGGUCAUCAAGGCACCUCACACUUGUGCUGGCUAUAGGCAGGUACCCUACGGGCUAGAUCUUCUGGCGUCUUCGGCAAAAUUACUCAACACUGUGGCCGCUCAAUUGGGCGGUGGUCAUGCCCAUAGUCUGCGGAUAGCUGAAAAAGCGUGGUGGAAUAUGCCCUUGGAGGUCUUUGAGCACAAACCCUGCUGUGCCUCCUGGCCGCAAUCUACGAAGAGCACACUAAGUCCGCAUCACGUUCUCCACCCUGAGGAAUUGCACCCACAGCCUCCACGCGUACCUAGAUCACUUUCACUCUCCGAGCAUCUGAAUUUGUACCCUUUUGCAGCUGUCAUCCUAGGCAGCAAGGCUCGAGUUGGCAAGACACCGGCUGUGAGACCGACCAUCGAAAUCGGUGGCUCGAUAUGGCCUACGCAAGCUACUGAACCCAACACUGUUCUAAGUAGUGCAACAAGCACUGAUAUGACUAUCUUGGCACGCUCAUCGACCUCGACUCUUGGCGCCGGAAAUGCCAGUACUGCUGCAACAUCUGAAUACGACCCAGGGAAUCUCCAUGAUGCGCCGUACGAUGGAAGCAAUAAUCAUAAUGGCCAAGAUCUGAGUGCUAUCAGCGAUGAAGCUCUAUGGGCUGAGAUAGCACGACGGGCGCCACCUAGUUUCAAGGAGACCGAAGGUAUAGAUGAAGAUCAUUCGCAGCCGAAACGGGCUGGAGAUGAACUUCUUGCUGAGCGGCGUGUCAAGAUGAGGAGACUGCGAGUCCAGCAGCCUCAGGUGAGGCGCAGAAGUGGAGGCGCAGAUCUUGGAGAGCAGUACAGAAUGGGCGAGCGCUGA